Molecule: messenger RNA, 544 nt
Organism: Colletotrichum acutatum
Lineage: Eukaryota; Fungi; Ascomycota; Sordariomycetes; Glomerellales; Glomerellaceae
Exons: 1
Coding region: 249-461 (70 amino acids)
Source: RefSeq, a predicted model, not a curated record
GGUUCGUCCAGUCAACUUCCCUGAGAUUACCCUUUACCCCAAGAUUGAUACGGAGCACGUAGGGACCUUCCAUCUCGACUCUCCAGUCCCUUCCUCCACCAACAGAUGGAAUGUACGUACCGGUACUCUCUGAAGGCGAACGAGGCAGGAACGUUCCGACCAACGAUGGCAGGCACACUGGUACUUGAGCAAUUUGUCCAGGCAGGACCACAACAUCAGCUUUCGCUUCGCUGACAUUCUCUUCUUCCAUGACAAUCACACACUCGCUUUGCUCUUUUCUUUGGAUGCUAUUUUGUCUGAAUCCUUCCAGCCGUCAGCCGUCAGCCUUCAGCUACAACACUCGGCCCCCAACCUCUAAUUUCCAACCGCAUUGCUCUCCGCGUCCGAUCCCGCAUCCUUCUCUUCCAUUUCCAUCUGAGAUGCUACACACCACACCCUUCUUCACCUUCCGGCUCGCCUAAUCACCCUUGAACAGACCUCAGCGAUUCAACCACAUCACUACCCGACCUAAGUAUUCAUGCAGAUCUUAAAAAAAAAAAAAAAA